AAAGAUAAGCUAAUUAAGCUACUGGGUUCAUACCCCAUUUAUAAAGGUUAUAAUCCUUUUUUUUUAAUUUUUAAUAAUUCUUCAAAAAUUUUAUUUUUAACAAUUAUAAUUAUCGGAACAAUAAUUACAGUUACAUCUAAUUCUUGGUUAGGAGCUUGAAUAGGACUUGAAAUUAAUUUGUUAUCUUUUAUCCCCCUGCUAAGAGAUAAUAAUAAUUUAACUUCAACUGAAGCAUCUUUAAAAUAUUUUUUAACAAAAGCAUUAGCUUCAACUGUUUUAUUAUUUUCAUCAAUUAUUUUAAUAUUAAAAAAUAAUAUGAAUAUUGAAAUUAAUGAAUCAUUUACUUAAAUAAUUAUUAUAUCUGCCCUACUAUUAAAAAUAGGAGCUGCUCCUUUUCAUUUCUGAUUUCCUAAUAUAAUGGAAGGUUUAACUUGAAUAAAUGCAUUAAUAUUAAUAACUUGACAAAAAAUUGCCCCACUAAUAUUAACUUCUUAUUUAGAUAUUAAAAAUUUAUUACUUAUUAGAGUAAUUUUGUCAGUAAUUGUAGGAGCAAUUGGUGGAUUAAACCAAACAUCUUUACGUAAAUUAAUAGCAUUUUCUUCAAUUACCCAUUUAGGAUGAAUAUUAAUAAGUUUAAUAAUUAGAGAAUCUGUGUGAUAAAUUUAUUUCACAUUUUAUUCUUUUUUAUCAUUUAUUUUAACUUUUAUAUUUAAUAUUUUUAAAUUAUUUCAUUUAAAUCAAUUAUUUUCUUGAUUCAUAAAUAGAAAAGUUUUAAAAUUUACUUUAUUUAUGAAUUUUUUAUCUUUAGGUGGAUUACCUCCAUUUUUAAGAUUUUAACCUAAAUGAUUAGUAAUUCAAGAAUUAACAUUUUGUAAUCAAUAUUUUACAUUAACAAUUAUAAUAAUAUCAACAUUGAUUACAUUAUAAUUUAUACUAAAUUACUAUGAAAAUAAUUGAACAAUUAAUACUCAAUUUAAUAAUAUAAAUACAAAUUUAUACUUAAUUUGCACUUUUUUUUCAAUUUUUGGAUUAUUUUUAAUUUCUUUAUUCUUUUUUAUACUUUAAGGCUUUAAGUUAAAUAAACUAAUAGCCUUCAAAGCUGUAAAUAGGGGUAAGCCUUUAAGCCUUAGUAAAUUUUUACUCCUUCAAAAUUGCAGUUUGAUAUCAUUAUU
This is a messenger RNA of Drosophila pseudoobscura, 1172 nucleotides long. Its product is annotated as NADH-ubiquinone oxidoreductase chain 2-like. Gene Ontology annotation, molecular function: NADH dehydrogenase (ubiquinone) activity. Lineage: Eukaryota; Metazoa; Arthropoda; Insecta; Diptera; Drosophilidae. The record is from RefSeq and is a predicted model, not a curated record. Gene Ontology annotation, biological process: mitochondrial electron transport, NADH to ubiquinone.